This is a messenger RNA of Arachis stenosperma, 725 nucleotides long. Its product is annotated as 40S ribosomal protein S14. Lineage: Eukaryota; Viridiplantae; Streptophyta; Magnoliopsida; Fabales; Fabaceae. The record is from RefSeq and is a predicted model, not a curated record. Bases 77 to 529 code for a protein of 150 amino acids. Gene Ontology annotation, biological process: ribosomal small subunit assembly; maturation of SSU-rRNA from tricistronic rRNA transcript (SSU-rRNA, 5.8S rRNA, LSU-rRNA); translation. Gene Ontology annotation, molecular function: structural constituent of ribosome; small ribosomal subunit rRNA binding; mRNA 5'-UTR binding. Gene Ontology annotation, cellular component: ribosome; cytosolic small ribosomal subunit. The transcript has 6 exons.
CCACUGUCUGGGUAUAUAUCACAAACCUAGGGUAAGUGAAAGCUGAUUCUCACUGCGCAACCUUCGAGCACCAACCAUGUCGAGGAGAAAGGUUAGAGAGCCCAAGGAGGAAACCGUCACUCUUGGCCCUGCUGUUAGAGAGGGCGAACAUGUUUUUGGUGUUGCUCGCAUUUUUGCAUCAUUCAAUGACACCUUUAUUCAUGUGACUGAUUUGUCUGGAAGGGAAACCCUUGUCCGCAUCACUGGUGGAAUGAAGGUUAAAGCUGACAGAGAUGAAUCAUCCCCAUAUGCUGCUAUGCUUGCAGCACAAGAUGUUGCUGCUAGAUGCAAGGAGCUGGGCAUAACUGCUCUUCAUAUCAAGCUCCGUGCCACCGGUGGAAACAAGACAAAAACACCUGGCCCUGGUGCUCAGUCUGCUCUCCGCGCCUUGGCUCGUUCUGGAAUGAAAAUUGGCCGCAUAGAGGAUGUGACCCCGAUUCCGUCAGAUAGCACUCGUAGAAAGAGCGGUAGAAGGGGAAGAAGGCUUUGAAGAUUGCUAUGGCUGCCCAAGCCUUCUGUUUUUGUCUGUGUUUUGAAAUUCAGAACUCUAUUGUACUUCUUGACGGUUGACAUGUUUGUCCAACUGUUUUAAUUGAGCUUGUUUAGAGUUUCCGUUUGAUGCCCCCGUUGGACAGUAAAAUACAAAACAAAAUACAUGAAAUUUUAUUAGACUGCUAUUUUUUAAA